Molecule: messenger RNA, 1026 nt
Organism: Erigeron canadensis
Lineage: Eukaryota; Viridiplantae; Streptophyta; Magnoliopsida; Asterales; Asteraceae
Product: acid phosphatase 1-like
Exons: 3
Coding region: 30-794 (254 amino acids)
Molecular function (GO): acid phosphatase activity
Source: RefSeq, a predicted model, not a curated record
UACAAGGAUAAUUAACUUCCCCAACCACCAUGACUAGUACCAUUAUCAUCUUAUUAUGUUUCCUUGUGGCAACCUCGGUUGCCUAUUAUCCGGAGGACCAAAUCCACUUGCUCAUGCCACAUUCUGGCUCUGCGGGCCGCAAACACUCAAGCCUCGACUGCUUGAGUUGGCGGCUCGCAAUCGAAACUAACAAUAUCCAAAAUUGGAUACAAGUUCCGUUGGCAUGUGAGGCCUAUGUUGGGCAUUACAUGCUUGGUGAACAAUACCGUAAGGAUUGUUACCUUGUCGCGUCUGAAGCGUAUGAAUAUGCCAAAGGACUUAACAUUUCCAAAGAUGGCAAGGACGUUUGGGUUUUCGAUAUUGAUGAGACCACACUCUCUAAUAUCCCUUAUUACGCACGUGACACCGUUCGAUUCGGGGCAAUCCCAUAUAAUUCGACGGCAUUUAACCUAUGGGUGGAUGAAGCAGUGGCACCACCGAUACCCGCGUCUCUAAAGUUGUACAAGGGAUUAGUGGAGCUAGGGUUCAAGAUCGUUUUUAUCACCGGAACACACGACACCCACACAAAACCUCGGGCUGAAAACCUAAAGAAUGCUGGUUAUACUACUUGGGAGAAGCUCAUCCUGAAGGGAGUUGGAGAUGGUCAUGACUAUAAAGCUAGCAAGAGAAAAGAGUUGGAGGAGGCUGGAUACAGGAUUCGAGGGAAUAUGGGUGAUCAAUGGAGCGAUUUACUCGGGACCAAUCCUGGAGAUCGCGUCUUCAAACUUCCUGAUCCCAUGUACUACAUCGCUUAAUUAAUUAGAGGCUUGGACUUCAUUGCUCGGGGAUCAAGUUGGCCCUUCAAGUUUCUUAUCCAUCAUUUGUAUAUUGAAUAAAUAAGCUUGUUCGAUCGAUCAGACUCAAGCGAACUUUUCCAAUAAUACUUACUGGCUUAUAUUCCAAUUCCAUUGUGUUUGUACUGUAAAAGUUAGGAUCCAUACGUGUUUUCUAUCAAUAAUUAAUCAACAUAUGGUAUCUCUUUUCGUA